CAUUCAAAGUGCAACUGUGCUUACCUUUAGCAGUUCAGAGCAUGAGAUACUAGAGAUCAUUCUGAGGACUGUGCACUAUAUAUGCAGAAAUGAUGUCACUUCGUCCCAGAGAAUGCACACUGGUCAAAGAAGAGGGUGAAAACUAUGGAUUCUGCCUGCGCAUUGAGAGAUUCAAAACAGGGCAUCUUAUCCGAAAUGUAGAAAAGAAUAGUCCAGCGGAGAAGGCAGGACUAAAAGAUGGAGAUAGAGUCCUGAAGAUUAAUGGAGUGUUUAUAGAUAAGGAAGAUCACGGAGAGGUGGCUGAGUUAAUUAGAAAAAGUGUAACUCCUGUAUUAUUCCUUGUUUUGGAUGAUCAUUCUUAUGAAAAUGCAUUAAAAGAAGGGAUCAGUCUUGAAGAGUUGGCUAAAAAGUCACCAAACCAAGAACAGACAGAAGAACCCCAACUUGUGCAAUCUGGAGAAUCGGGUUCAGCUCCACAACCCCGUCUCUGUUAUCUGACUAAGGAAAAAAAUAGCUAUGGUUUCUCUUUGAAGUCUUCUGCAGGACAGAAAGGUUUAUUCAUUGUAGAUUUGAGUCCACUGGGUGCAGCUGUAAAAGCUGGAGUGCAGCCAAAUGAUCGCCUUAUAGAAAUCAACGGGGAGAAUGUGGAAAACAAUACACAUGAAGAAGUAGUUGAGAAGGUAAAAAAGUCUGGGAAUCGGGUUGUAUUUCUACUGUCAGAUAAAGAAACUGACCAGUAUUACUACAGAUGGAAUAUGCAGCUGACAAGGGGAAAGGCCAAUCUGAAAUUAUUACCUCACAAGCCCCGAAAUCUUGAGCUCCAAAAAGAUAAUAAUGGUUAUGGAUUUUACCUCAGAAUGGAGCAAAACGGCAAAGGUCACUUCAUUAAGGACAUCGAUUCAGACAGCCCUGCAGCUAAAGCAGGACUCAGGGACAAUGAUAUCUUGGUCGCUGUCAAUGGAGAACCAAUUGAAGCACUGGACCAUGAAGCUGUGGUAGAGAAAAUCAGACAAUCUGGUGACAACACAACCUUACUAGUGGUGGAUGAAGAGACUGAUACCAUGUAUAAAAUGGCUAAAAUAUCUCCUUGUCUCUACUACCAAGCAAGACUGGAGCCACGUCUGAGCAUUGCGAAGAUACCCAAGCAUACUGAGGAAGAAAAUCACAAGCCCAGACUCUGUAAGCUCACAAAAAGUACCACCGGAUUCGGCUUUCAAUUGAAUGCCAUUAAAAAUAUACCUGGAGUGUUCAUCAAAGAGGUAAAAAAGGAUGGACCUGCCAAUAUAGCUGGGCUGCAAGAUGAUGACAUUGUGAUAGAAGUGAAUGGUACCAAUGUAGAGAAUGAAGAGUAUGAAGAUGUAGUAGCAAGAAUCCAAGACAGUGGUAACAGCCUAACACUAUUGGUGUGUGAAGAAAAGGCUUAUCAGCACUUCUGCUCCCAGAAUAAGGCUGUUACAGCCUCAAUGGCUGACCCAUUAAAUGGUGACCAGGGUGAGCCUCCUGCUUAUGCAGAGAUACAAGCAACAGAGCCAAAAAAUGAACUGGCAGAACCACAAGAAAGGGCCAGCUCAUCUUCCUCUGAAGAAGACACUGAAUUGUGAAGAUAGCAGAAUCCAAGUCUUUUUCCAUAUUGUACCUGCUAUUCUGAAGCAAAUGUGCCAAUACUGCCAAAAAAAAAAUAACUGUAAUCCUAUAAUACUUACUUAAAACCAAGUCACACUGAGAAUUAUUUUAAAAUGAAUGUACUAAAAAUAAUAAAGCUAAGCUGUUCUCAGAGCACACUCCACCACACAACACUGGAUGCAAAGCAUCACAGCAUUAAUUUCAGCCAAAGAUGGUAUUAGAGUACAGUACUAAGUCAGUACAUGAUACUGUGUUCUUGUCCUUCAUUCCUCAGUGUGCAGGUGUUUAAAAUGGAGGCAGAGAUGUGAUUUGGAUAUACAAAUAGAUGGUGUAAACCAAGUUUUUUUUCCCCACGUUAAUUUGAACAUGAGUAAAAUCUCUGCAACCGGAGGUUUUUUUCCCCCAGAAACUACGAUCAUGCUAAAUGAAAUCACAAUGAGAAUUCAAUUAUAUGAAAGAAGACUUAUGUCAAUUAAAACUAAGAUAUAUUGAAUUUAUUCUGUGAUUAUUUUUGUCAACUACAAUGGAACCUCCAGUCACACCUAUAAUCUAUUCCAGGACUUUGGUCAGCACCCAAUUUGGUUGUGAUCGGAAGCAAGACUGACUGCGCAUGCGCAUGCACACACGAAAGGCAUGGAAGGGGAAAUCGCUGCAGUUCUAACUGAUCGCCACCGGAGGAUGUGUUCGUGAACAGUGUGAAACAUUUAGCUAAUUUUUUUGGUCGGCACCUGAUUUGAUUGUGGUCAGAAGCAUUCAUGACCUGAGGUUCCACUGUACAUCCAAUUUUAAUUAAGUGCAGAAUUAACUUUAGGUCUCUUGGCUAAGCAUUAGGUUCUGCAAAGAAACCAAAGAAUACUACGAUAGCUACUUUAUUUGGUCUAGUUUCUGAUAGAUACCGAGUUUAAAAAUAAAUUGUUUCAUUUUAUCUCAUUUAAAAUCCUGCGAAUGAAAAUAGGGGGGGGAAUACUGUUCUCCCCCUUUAGUUAUACAAAUAAUAAAGAUGGCAAAUAAAUAAUCAGUUUGUCUUUCACAUACAACUUCUGACUUACCAACUAACAUGUCAGAGCACAGUAUUCCAAUUGCAUUCACUUGUUCCACCCAUGAGCAGACUGCUCUAAGUUAUUUAAUGCAAGGGAUGCCAAUCCUGCCCCUUAGUAUCACAAGACUGGAGCAUUGAAUUUUAGUAGCAAAUUAUCAAACUUCAGGAGCACAAUUUCCCUCUCAUCCCCAGCUCCCUCCACCUCAAAUUAAAGGUAAAAAUUAGAAUUAGAAAUUCUUUCCUUCCAGUAAUGUUGCCCUCUUAUGCAUUUCCUGCUGUAGUAACAGAAUAGUCCUAUAAAAGAAGCCAAGAACCAACCAAUGCUAUAUAGGCUUUUGUUAUGAAUUUGAGUGUAACAUUCAGAGUUGUCUUUUUUGUGAAAGGAUAAUGAAGACAAGAGGCUCUUUCAAAGUAAAUUUUUUUUUAAAAAAAAAAAUCAAGAUUUUUCCUAUGGUUAAGAUGUAUGUUCACAGUCUUGCUUGGUUUUUCAUUAUUACUCUUUCAGCAUAUUCCUUUCAUUCCUUUUUCUCAUCUACUUAAAGGAUAAAAAAUGUUACUGAGUUCCCAAUUCCACAAAGCUUUUUUGAGCCUUGUAAUGCCAACAAUAUAGAUCAGUGUUUCACAAACUUUGUUUUCCUCAUGACCCUUUCCCAUUUUGAAAAAUUUAUGUGGGACUCUAUAUUCACUUUUGUUUAUAUGUUUUUGUAUUUAUUGGAUAUUGAUAUCUUCCUGUCAGUUGAUUCCUGACAACUGCCAGGACAAGUCUCUUAAAUUUACUUGGUGAGAUAUUGGAAGUGGUUUGCCACUGUUUGAUUUUUAAGUUGUGAGAGAAUCACUGGCCCAAGGUCACCUCAUUGGCUUUCAUGACUAAGGCAGGACCAGAACUCAGUAAUAACUCAGUUUCUGGCCUGGUGCCUUAACAACUACAACUAAACUGGAUGUCAAUAUUUAUAUUAAAUUUGACAAUUUGCUGCUACUGCUUCUUCUAACAUUUGCUCAGUAGAAUUUUAAUAUUGUAUUACUUUUCAAUAAAGGCUGGCAAGUAAUUUUAAUUUUGUGGACCCAAGAGGAACUGGGGGGAAACCUUGAGUCCUCAGGAUCACAAUUUAUGAAACACACAUUUAUGAAACAUGUUGAAGCCAGUAUCAAGUCCUAGCAAUAUUUCCUUAUCAACAAACCAAAAGAUAUUACUGAUAAUCUGAAGGUUGAAAGAUUCUCUUCAGUGCCACUAUAUUAAAUUAUUAUCAAGAUAUUUAACUACUCUACAUUCUUCAUUUUACAUAUUAAACUUCCAUUUUUGCACAAGGUUUUUCAGAAAAAUUGUAGUUACAUGGGAAUUACUGGGUAAGUUCCUGGUUUCUAAGAAGCAUGAGAAGAGCCUAUCCGAAAAGUGUGUUAAGUUUUCCAUUGUAUUACAUUAAGUUAUAACUAAGAAAUAACAUUUGGAGGAGUUCUGAGAGCCAGAUUAAGUUUUGAAGAUGACCACUUUUAAUGCUUAGACCUGACAUUGUGAAUGCUAAUUUAAUGGAAUGAAAGGGGGGAAGUGAUUAGCAGUGCUAGACACUGCCUGUUAUUUUUGAGUUCCAGGAAGAUAGGGAUUUUUUUUCCACUUCAGUCAGAAACUAAUAAUUCAUCAAACUUCGUUCCACUUCAAAGAAGAAACUUUAAAAAUCUAUAAACUGUAAGAAAAAUAUUGGGAAUUUUUAUAAAUAUUGUUUUAUUUAGUCUUUAGAAUCAUUAUCUUCAAGGUAAAGACAAUGAAGCAAAUAUUUUGCCAACUCCAUUGAAUAAAAAUUGCAGAAUGGUAUCAUCAUAUUCAGACUUUUGAGAGGUCUCUAAUAUUCCCUUUUCUUUUUUCUUCUUCUUUUUUAUGGAGCUGGAGGCUGUCCUUGUGAGACUGCUUGUCAGUCCAUGUCUAUAGUGAAGCAUCUGA
Molecule: messenger RNA, 4595 nt
Organism: Thamnophis elegans (Western terrestrial garter snake)
Lineage: Eukaryota; Metazoa; Chordata; Lepidosauria; Squamata; Natricidae
Gene: PDZK1
Product: PDZ domain containing 1
Exons: 9
Coding region: 90-1601 (503 amino acids)
Biological process (GO): protein localization to plasma membrane
Cellular component (GO): apical plasma membrane
Molecular function (GO): protein binding; protein-membrane adaptor activity
Source: RefSeq, a predicted model, not a curated record